Molecule: messenger RNA, 165 nt
Organism: Alternaria burnsii
Lineage: Eukaryota; Fungi; Ascomycota; Dothideomycetes; Pleosporales; Pleosporaceae
Exons: 2
Coding region: 1-165 (54 amino acids)
Source: RefSeq, a predicted model, not a curated record
AUGGUUCCUCAGCCUUUGCUGCCGAAAUGCGUCUUUUUCCCGCUCGGAGGAACGACUCGUUCAUCGGUACGGAGAGUGGACACGGUAUUUGCUCUGGUCCACAGUCGCGCGGACAGGUCGCACGAUGAUAGGGAGGGCAGUCCGUCGUCGUAUUUACAGUGGUAG